ACCCGCCAUUCUGACUGUCAGAAUGGCGGGUGUACUGUUUUUUGGUGAUAACUUAAACUUUUUUAAGGUACAAUUUUCUUUAAUGGAGGUACUAAAUAGUACAAAUUAGGUACAAAAAUAUGGUAAACUUUUUUUAAUUUUUAUUUAGGUACACCCGCCAUUCUCACUCUCACAAAAUUGGUUAUUGGCUUGAAUAUCGUAUUGGGGUUUGUUUACACUUGAUUCUACCUAAAAAAAAUAACACGUCUCGGCCUACGUCAGAUCAGCCCCAAUUUCAUUUGAUUUUAAAAGGCACUGUCUAGGUCAUAAACAUCUCACAUUCCAAAUUCUAACCCCAUGCCAACGUUCCAAAAUAGUGAUUUACGAUACAAGUGCAAGACUCAAACCGCAAGAAAUUAGAAAUUAAUCGCAGUGCGUUCUAAAAGCCUUAGACACUGACAAAACAUAAGUCAAAUCAUGUAAUUAUACUUCGCGCUAUAUUAUUCAAUAGCACAAAUUGGACAUUUUCAUCUUACAACUAAGAAAAUACACCUAUGCAAUUGGCGCGCAAGUCAUAAUUUUUUUUUUCAUUAUGUUCAUAAACCCAUACCUUUAUCAUCACCAUCAGCUAGAUUUCGUUUUGUGCUUCGUAUAUCUUAAAAGAUUUUAUUAGAUAACAUUUUUUUUUGCUAUGGAUCAUAAUUACCACUACUCCAUAAAGAAUCCGGAUUUGAGAAAUACCGGCUACAUUGUUGCAAUGGCUAAUAUACAAGACAAGCAUGAUAGAUCGACUCCUUCUCAUUUCCAUUGGAAAAUUCUAAAGUGCAGGUACGUUUGGCUGAUUUGUAUUAACUAUAACCCUUAUAAGUAAUAGCUACUGCUUUAAUAAGACCUUAAUUUCCACUAAUCACUUAUAACUAUUAAUGUAUUCUUUGUGGCUCCGAUGGGCAGGAUGAUCAUAUUUUCAAAUUCGUCUAUUUUGGCGUGUCCGGAUAAAAAAGACGUGAAACAAGUCCAUAUCGUAUUCAACAAAGUGGGCGACGAUUACGACAAACUGAAUUCACUGUUUAUCAAAUUCUCUUUAAGGCAGGAUGGGGCAAUUCGUUCGACUACGCCAGAAAUAUUCCAGAUGUGUUUCACAUAUACUUUGAUGGCGAAAAUAGCACCAACGUGGAAUGUCCUAGGUUUCGAUUAUCUUGUAAACAACAGAGAUUUCCUAAUCGCUAAUGGGAUACAAGAAGGAGUUAAAUAUCAAAUUGUAUCUGACGAAUCCUACACCGAUCUAACACUUAAGCCGGUGAACAUAAAUAUAAUCAAGGCAACUGAAGAUAUUGCCCCUGGAGAAUAUGUAAGAGUUUUACCAAGUUUGAACAAGGCUGUUGUAGAAGAAUGUAACAAGACUUUGCCCGAAGUAGGAAGUUUUAAGUUUUACAAAGACAUACGUCGGCACUGGAAAAACAUUCACGGCUACCGAUUACCGGACGAUGAAACUUCUUAUUACAUGAUCAGGUUCUGGCGAGGAGAGCCACUGACUUAUCCAGAUAUUUGUGUGACAAGGCAUUUACCCAUUAUAACGCCAAUGCCUAGACCCAAAGAGGCAAGUAUAUGUUAAUAUGUUAGUCUAUUUAGAUCUAAUAGGGCAGUUGACUGUUUUGUGUCAACUUCUAUUGAUACAAUAUCGUUACGAUAUGCCUAUUAUAGUUGUGGUAAA
Messenger RNA from Cydia pomonella (codling moth), 1690 nucleotides. RefSeq lists its product as uncharacterized. NCBI's taxonomy places the organism in Eukaryota, Metazoa, Arthropoda, Insecta, Lepidoptera, Tortricidae. The transcript has 5 exons. The record is from RefSeq and is a predicted model, not a curated record. The coding region runs from base 923 to 1591 and encodes 222 amino acids.